AUGGAAAUCCCGCUCUACAGCACAUGUGACUGCCGAGAUAGCACACUCUCUUUUGUCGCCAACGUUCUUUCCAUCUUGACGUUUGCUUACAUCCUGCUAGCUGGUACCCUGUACCAGAUAGCGGCCCUCUAUCGGGUGAAAGGAAGCAGUGAUUGGGCCGCAGUUCGGACGCGAGCGGCAAGACUACGAGACUUUGCAGGGCCGAUAGAACGCAGAGAUGCUAUCAGCAUUGAAUUCUUCAACCGCUUAGAUGACCUGGAGAGAGAGAUAGCGCACAAGAUUCCGGGAGACAAGACGACUGGAAAGUGGCAUCUGAUGUGGCGGCAGUUAAAGAGCACAUGGGAUAGAGCUGAGAUCGAAGAAAAGCUAUCCGGGUUGGCACAGAUGCGUCUGCUUCUCGUCGAAUGCAAAUUGACUGAUGCUGAGCAAGACAGCAAGGCGACUGAACAAGCGCUUGACAAAGCUCGCAUUCAACUUGAAGAGUCUAAACGGCUAUUUCUCACUCAGCUUAGGAACGAACCCAAGGAGCGGCGAAGGCGAACAUUGAAUGCGAUCAAGAGCGAAUCUGGCGAAAGAGAACGAGCAGCUUGGGAAGAGAUUGAGGAUGUGAUUAGGAGGCUUGACGUAGAAGAUGUGCAGAGGCGAAGUAUGCGCAGUUUUGUUGAGGGCGUCUGA
Molecule: messenger RNA, 675 nt
Organism: Alternaria arborescens
Lineage: Eukaryota; Fungi; Ascomycota; Dothideomycetes; Pleosporales; Pleosporaceae
Exons: 2
Coding region: 1-675 (224 amino acids)
Source: RefSeq, a predicted model, not a curated record